This is a messenger RNA of Aegilops tauschii subsp. strangulata, 2048 nucleotides long. RefSeq names its product pentatricopeptide repeat-containing protein At1g03540. The record is from RefSeq and is a predicted model, not a curated record. Gene Ontology annotation, molecular function: protein binding; RNA binding. Lineage: Eukaryota; Viridiplantae; Streptophyta; Magnoliopsida; Poales; Poaceae. Gene Ontology annotation, biological process: RNA modification.
UUUCUUGUGCGCUGCAUUCCCCAGGGGAAAAUAGAGAAAAGAACACCACGCCGGAACAUCGCGCCACGCCCCGGCGGCUGGAGCGUCGCGCUCCGAUGCCCCCACCGAGGAUCGCCUUGUCCGCGCCCCACCACGACGUACUCCGCCUCCUCGACGCCCAGGACCUACCCGCCGCGGCGCGCCUCGCGGCCGCGCACGCCUCGUCCCCCCUCUCCCUCGCCGCCGUCCUCCUCCGCCACCCGCCGCCCCGUCUCGGGUACUGCCUCCACGCCCGCGCCGCGCGCGCGGGCCUCCUCAACGACCGCUACCUCGCCAACGCCCUCCUCGCCUUCUACGUCCGCCUCCCGCGCCACCUACCCCACGCGCUCAGGGCGUUCGACGACCUCCCUCAGCGCGACGUCGUCGCGCACUCCUCCAUCCUCGCCGCGUUCCUCCACGCGGGGCUUCCCCGCCGCGCUCUCCAGUCGCUCAGGUCCAUGGCCGCCGGCGCGGACGGCGUCUCACCCAACGCCCACGCAUUCUCCGCCGCCGUCAAGGCCUGCGCUGUGCUCCACGACCGCAACGCGGGCGCCUGCGUCCACGGGAGCAUCCUUGUCCGCGGAUUCAGCGACGAUGACAUCGUGCUGAGUGCGCUAGUCGACAUGUACGGCCAUGCGGCUUCGCCAGGUGAUGCACGGAAGGCGUUCGAGGAAAUGCGCGCCCCUGAUGGGAUAUGCUACACCUCGCUGUUAUCAGCAUUUGUGCGGAACGAUUGGUUUGAGGAGGCUGUGAGAUGGUUCCGGACUAUGGUCAUGACGAAUGGGGUUGAGCUGGAUGGCUGCACAUUUGGUUCAAUGAUGACAGCGCUAGGGAACUUGAGGAGGGUGAGGCAGGGCCGCGUGGCGCAUGCUCAGGUACUGACCCGUGGUCUUUGUGGGAAUGUGAUCGUGGAGAGCAGCACGCUCGACAUGUACGCCAAGUGCGGGGCGAUGUUGGAGGCACGCAAGGUGUUUGACAAGAUGCAGGUCAGGAAUGCAGUUUCAUGGUGUGCGUUGCUUGGAGGUUAUUGCAAUAACACAGAGUACGAGAAGGUUCUUGUGCUGUUUCGACAGAUGGAUAGGGAAUGCGAUGACUCAUAUAGCUUGGGGACUAUUCUAAGGGCAUGUGCUGGCCUAUCUUCUGUAAAGCCAGGAAAAGAGAUCCAUUGCCGGUUUCUGAGGAGUGGAGGCUGGAGAGAUGUGGUUGUUGAGUCUGCACUUGUAGACCUAUAUGCAAAAUGUGGCGCUGUAGACUAUGCUUAUAGAGUUUUUGAAGCAAGCAGUGUCCGUAACACAAUUACUUGGAAUGCCAUGAUUGGCGGCUUCGCUCAGAAUGGCCAUGCUGAGCACGCUAUCAAUUUGUUCAAUCGGAUGGUCAGCGAAGGGGCGAAACCCGACUACGUCAGUUUCAUUGGUGUUCUUUUUGCAUGUAAUCAUACUGGAAUGGUUGAGCAAGGACGGAACUACUUCAAAUCUAUGAGCAAAGACUAUGGCAUUGCCCCCGGAAUCGAACACUACAAUUGCAUUGUUGAUCUUCUCAGCAGAGUAGAACUUCUGGAGGAGGCUGAAGAUCUGAUAAACAAGUCACCUUUCAGAGAUGAUUCGUCCUUGUGGGCACCAAUCCUUGGUGCUUCUUCCACACAUUCAAACCCAGAUGUAGCAGAAAGGGUUGCCAAGAAAAUGAUGGAGUUAAAGCCUCAGUACCACUUGAGCUACGUUCUUCUUGAAAAUGUGUACAGAACAGUUGGACGGUGGGAAGAUGCUUUAGAGAUAAGGAGGCUGAUGAGAUCAAGAAAGGUCGAAAAGGAGCCCGGAAUGAGCUGGAUUGAUGUAAACAGAAGCAAACAACAUAUGUCAAAUGUUAAUGGGGCAGCUUCAGAACUAGUAGCCUCCGAGGACAUCAUCACAUGUGACAACUGACCUUAACAUUUUCUGUCUCUGCUUUUGUUGGCGAUUCUGUCCUGUGAUUGGCUUAUGAGUCAUUCGGAGUUUGGGAUGAAUUCUAGCAUGUAUUGUUCCCAAAAUGCUCUA